GACUCUUUGAGACGACAAACUCUGGCUUUCUUCGUUCGAGGCGUCGAGGGCGAUGGCGGAUACCUGCAGCCCCCGUAGGUCUCCCUGAGCCAUUUGCAUUGCCCUCUCCUCGGCUGCGCUCAGCCUCCCUCCCUUGAAUGUUACAUCGUUCUCCCUUUCUUAGACUUCUCUGUCUCUUAGCCUCGUUUCUGGUUGCUCUUUUCGUCUUAUAGAGGUCAGUAUUGAAAGGUUCGUGGUUGUAACCGUUUUUGGUGUAAUUUCUUGCGGUCGUUGGCUGGUGUUGAUGAUUUAGAUGUGUGAGAGAACAUCUUAAGUGGUAUUGUCGAGUUUGUUUAGAAGACUUUUAGUGUUACGUUAUAGAGGAGGAAUUUUUUGUCAGUUUGUUGUCCACGAGCGAUUAGGAUUGGGGGGGGGGGUGUGUGUGUGUGUGUGUGAAGUUAAAGAGGGAGUUGGAGGUCACUGGAUUGGAUUAGUCCUUUCGAUGUGAGUUUGUAAAGUGGCAGAGAAUGCUUGAUGUGACGAAUACGGGCGUAGAACGGGAGGAGAAUAUUUUCGACAUCUUGGAGGCUGAUCAGGUUCUUGAGUCUUCGUCGAGGAAAUUUAAGCAUCUGGAGACUGAUCAGAGUCUUGAUUCGACUUUUAAGGAAUCCGAACCUUAGAAGAAGACAAAGCAGAGUUCAAGGCUCUUAUAUACGUGGAAAAUUCAGUUCAUGCAUGAAAACACGUAAUGUCAACUUGUCACACGCUCUCGUGCGCGCGCUCACACAAGCAGGUAGUUUCAGAGAAGAGAUGGCACCUCGCAGUUCUAACGUUAUUGACGAGUAUGUUGCCGUUGAGGAACUUCAUGCAUUAAGUCCAAAAGAUAUGAGCUCACUUUUACAGGAAGAAGAGUCUCUUGUACUAAAACUAAGCUCUGCAAAAGGCGUAAUACUAACAGUGGAUAUAGAAAAGCUAGCCAGUUGCCUCCCAUUGCACCUCAUGGCAUGUGUUGCUUCCAGUGGAAUCGAGCCACGGCUGCGAUACUGGCUACGUUCUGUCCGCUUACUUCACACAUUGAGUUCCUUGGCUCAUGGUUACCCUAAACUUGCUCAGGUACUGCUACAGGACGUGAAGAUAAGGAUGCAGAUUCUUGAUCUUGUCACCUACAUGCUUGUUGUUUUAGCUAAUAUGGAGCAGGAGGGUCGAGGUGGGGGCUUCAUAGCGGUGCUUCAUGCUGCAUCAGUGGCUUGCAGUCUGUACCUGUUAAUGGCUUUUAUCAGCCAUGAUUGGUUAGAUAUUGCUCAUGUCCUUCUUGCUCAUCCAAAGGUCGACGUCUUCAUGGAUGCCGCCUUUGAUGUUGUCAAACGAGAUAUUGUGUUGCUUCAAGUGAAAUUGCGCUCUCUGAAUACAAAGCUCUCUGCAAAGAAGACCACAUUUGAAUCUGCCGAACGCGUUGCUCAAGUUACUGCAUUGCACUGCGAGGCAUCAUUACAAGUCCUUCAACAUCUUUGUGUUACACCAAAUUUUAGAGAUCAAGUACUUAGUCACAAGGAGCUCUGCAAAAACGGUGGCAUCUUGAAAUUAGUUUUGGCAGUAUUGAGGCUGCAACUUCCGCCUGUAUUUUCCAACUCCAAGUCUUUAAGAGCGACUUUCUCUCGUUCUAAAGCCAAAGCUUUGGUAAUGAUGCUGAAAUUCUGUGAAUCAGAACAGUGUUCAUUCUUGGAUGAAGUAGCUGCUGAACCACAUGCCAUGCAGCUUGCGGAGCAUGUUGCAUAUGAGGUACUUUUGCUAGUGAAAGGUGCUUUGCUGGAGGAUCCAAGACUUAUUGAAGAUGAAGAAGAGGAAAAGAAGAAUCCUAUGGGGUUGAUGCAUAUAACUUCAUUGCGCCUAGCUGACAUCUUUUCUGAUGACUCGAAUUUUCGCAACUUGGUGAUGGACCAGAUUGCUCCUGAUUUGGCAUCUGUAUUAGCAGUUCAUCCGACUAAGUUUCAAGAACGCUGGUGUGGAGGUCCUGUAGCUCGAGAGUUGGCAGUAGGAGAGCAGGAUGCAUCAUUAAUAUUCGACCCAUUUGAAGCUGCUGGAGAAGCAAUGGCAGCGGCUGCUAAGGUUGUUGGUGCGUGUGUUCCUAUCCAGGAAGAGCCUUGCAAUCCCCCUGACUUCCAGAUCAUACCUUUGGUAGCCAGUGCUCAUCAGACUCGGGCCGCCCUGUUGGUGAAAUUAUUUGCUAACUUUUUCUGUUUUAAUGCCGAGGUCUGCCCAGCUGAUGAGAAGGACCGGUUCAUGCACACAUUCUUGCGGUGUCUUCGUGAAGGGCCUUUAGAUCUAUCUCACCCCUUAUUUUUUCUAACUUUUGAGCGGACAGCCGUGCGAAUCUGUGAGAAUCUUCAUACACUGUAUGACUAUGUCCUGACCUUGACAUCAGAUACUGUAGUGGAUGAUGAUCUUGUUCUUGUCAGUGACUUUGCAGAGGCUCUCCAUCUUCAGAUCUGCCCGUCUUCUGGUAGUGUUGCGGAUGCUCCAUUGUUGAGCUUUGUUCGUGAUGGGCAUGAACAAAAGCUGUUACAAUGGAAGAAUGAGAGAGAGCAAUCUGAACGCUGGAAGCGGUUGGAUCAGUCUAGGCAGUCUGGCAAUGACGAAGUGGGUGCAACUGAGGGUGCAUUGCAGGCGUCAAAUGAGUCCGAGAAGAUCGAGGUGGACGCACUAUCCAAGGUGGAGGAAGUUCCACAUACUUCAGGAGAAGCUACUGGGCAUAAUAUAGAAACCACUCCAACUGCAACAGCGGUGAUGAAGACGGAGGAUGUGAAAGAGGAUUCCGUUCAGCGUGAUGGAACUGCCCAGAGUGAUGUCAUUGCCUUCCAGCGCGUCUCAACAAAGUUGGAGACCCAUAAAAUUGAGAUUAAGUCUGCAACUAUGGUGGUAAAAGAAGAGGUAGAAUCUAGAAGCGCCAAUGUCACAGAACGAGAGGACAUAGGAAGAGGGGAACAAGAAAGUGGAGGGGUGACUUUUGGUGGAAUGGGGACUCCGGCAACGAGGAAUAGUAGGGAUCGUGAGCCCUACAGUAGCGAACAUGGGGAUGAAUCUCAGCCCAAGAAACGGAAGAGGAACAUUAUGAGCGAUAAACAAGUUAGUGUAAUGGAAGCGGCUCUUCAAUUUGAACCAGAAAUGCAGCGUAGUCCAAAGUUGAUCCAGCAAUGGACUAAUCAUCUAAAUUCAAUCGGACCGGAGGUAGCGUAUCAUCAGCUAAAGAAUUGGCUGAACAACCGGAAAGCCCGUAUCGCCAGACAAGAGCGUGAAAAGCAGCGUCAAGAAGAAGGGGAUGCCCUCAUGACUCGACCUGAAAAGUCUCUCCCCGCUCGAUCUGUCGCCUCCGAUGACAUGGAUAGUCCUGCAGAGACCUCACCGCGGUUGAAAUAUGACGAUAUAGAUCAAGGAGAGGUUAUUCCCUUAAAGUUGUCCCUUCAAGUUUCUAGAACACCCUCAAAUGCUGGCAGUGAAGGUGAGCCACACAAUUCUAGUAACAGUUUGGUAAGAAAGUGGAAGGGUGGUGAUUAUGUGAGCUUGCGGAGUAAGAGCGGUAAAGACAUGGCUGUAGGAAUUGUUCUCCAAGUAGAAGGCUCCUGGCAGGGACAUAGUCUAGAGGAGGAAAGCUUGUGCCUAGUUCAAGUGUCGGAUCUUAAGGUAGACAGGACCUCGAAACUCCCGUUCCCUUCAUCAACGACAGGCUCUUCAUUUGAAGAAGCUGAAACCGUACUUGGUAAAACCCUUGUUACCUGGGACGUCGACCACAUGUGCAUGGUGACAAAUAUGUCUACACCACCGCUCGUAAAAGUAGUAAAUUCUACGUCGUGAACCUGCAGAUUGACAUCCUUUUUGUACAUGCCUUUGUGUACAUGACAUGUGCAUAUUUAAUAGACUCAGUUUUGGAACGGACACUAGUACACGAGUUUAUGCUACUCAGACGCACACAACCUUCUGAUGCACCAGCGGUAAUUAAGCUGGUUCACUCUCUCUAAUCAGAGACCGUUUUUAUUCUAAUUUACUAGUUCAAUCUCUUUCUGUUUGA
Physcomitrium patens is the source of this 4042-nucleotide messenger RNA. Its product is annotated as nodulin homeobox. Lineage: Eukaryota; Viridiplantae; Streptophyta; Bryopsida; Funariales; Funariaceae. The record is from RefSeq and is a predicted model, not a curated record. Gene Ontology annotation, molecular function: single-stranded DNA binding. Gene Ontology annotation, biological process: flower development.